UGUCGACAUCGUCGGCGUUGCAAUCCGUUCGUUUCCCGAUCCGAUCCGAUCCGAUCCAACCUUCUCCUUCCCGUCCUUCUCUCUCCUCUCUUCUUCGCGGUGCCGCUGCGCUGGAAGGCAAGAGAGGGGGGAGGGUUUCUCUUUGAGGGAGGCCGAUAGAUUAAGACAGAGAAGGGAAGAGCGGGGGAGGGAACAAUGCAUAUGAUGCGGCGGCUGAAGAGCAUUACGUCGGGGCGGCCAUCGUCCUCGGACCCUGAAAAUAUCAUGACGUGAUGGCCACGAUGAUUAAAUAGCUGCGUUGCCAACGUUGAAUGCUUUUAUGCAUGUGGCUUUACCCGGUCAAGGACAAGUAUCUGUUUCUGGGCUAAAUUGGAACACGUUGGUUGGGUUCAAUGUGACAUUUUGAAAUCCUUAAUUGUAACUCAAGACCUUCUGUUUGUCAAGAUUGGCAGAGUGAAUGCAAAUGUUUCUUUUGUUGAGGUGGUUUCCUCUGCUUUAUUGAUGUUGGGGCGGGGACUAUGGAACCAAAAAGACAAAGGUUGAUCAAGAUGGAGGAGGCAAAAUCCUCGUGGAACCACAUAUGAGUGAAAAAAAAUCUAUUGAAUUAGAUCAUUGUUCAGCUUUGAAUCAAAUGAAUUUUGAUGCAAGCUCAUCGAGUUCUGAUCCUCCUAUGAAAAUUCAAGAAGCAACUGUUGAUCAGCUCCCAAAGGAAAUGAAUGAUAUGACAAUCAAAGUUGAUAAAGUUAAUGACCAUGAUGAGAAGGAAAAUGAUGGGAUUAUGGUAAAUGGAAAUGGAACUGAGACUGGUCAGACAAUUGUAAUAACAAUUGGUGGUCGAAAUGGUCAGCCAAAACAGACAAUAUCAUACAUGGCAGAGCGUGUGGUUGGCACUGGUUCGUUUGGUAUGGUUUUUCAGGCUAAGCUUGUGGAAACAGGGGAAGCAGUUGCAAUUAAGAAGGUUCUACAGGAUAAAAGAUACAAGAACAGGGAACUCCAAAUUAUGCAACUACUUAAACAUCCAAAUGUAGUUGAGCUGAAGCACCAUUUCUUUUCAACCACUGACAAAGAUGAGCUAUACCUCAACCUUGUACUUGAAUAUGUUCCUGAAACAGUUUAUCGUGUUGCAAAGUAUUAUAGCCGGAUGAACCAUCAUAUGCCUCUUAUUUUUGUUCAAUUGUAUACCUACCAGAUUUGUCGUGCUCUUUCUUAUAUCCAUCGUGUCCUAGGGGUGUGCCAUCGUGACAUCAAGCCACAAAAUAUACUGGUGAAUCCUCAGACUCAUCAAGUAAAGCUUUGUGAUUUUGGUAGUGCCAAGAAGUUGGUUCCAGGGGAGCCUAACAUAUCUUACAUUUGUUCACGGUACUAUAGAGCUCCCGAGCUUAUUUUUGGAGCUACAGAAUACACCACUGCUAUUGACAUGUGGUCUACUGGUUGUGUUUUAGCCGAGUUUCUCAUAGGGAAGCCUCUGUUUCCUGGGGAAAGCGGUGCCAAUCAACUUGUGGAGAUUCUCAAGGUAUUAGGUACCCCGACACGAGAAGAAAUUAAGUGCAUGAAUCCAAGUUAUACUGAGUUUAAAUUUCCCCAGAUAAAAGCCCAUCCAUGGCACAAGCUUUUUCAUAAACGAAUGCCCCCUGAAGCUGUUGAUCUUGUGUCAAGGUUACUCCAGUAUUCACCAAAUUUGCGCUGCACUGCUUUGGAGGCAUGUGCCCACCCAUUUUUUGAUGAGUUGAGGGACCCUAAUGCACGUCUGCCAAAUGGGCAGCCGCUUCCUCCUCUGUUUAAUUUCACAGCUCAAGAGAUUGAAGGUGUUUCUCCUGAACUAAUUCACCGCCUCCUCCCUGUGCACAUCAAGAGAAUGAUGUAGACUGGAAGCUAAGUCUUGUAGACGUUAAGCAUUUGUACAAGAAAAAGGGCAUAGUUGAAGAGAAAUCAAGAAAUUUGGUAGUGAAUAUCAAAAUGGUUUCAAUGACAAGAAUUUUGUAUUCUCUAUUGUGCAUCAAAUGUUUCAUAUGGAAGCCACGCAUCAGCCCGUUCUGGCUUAUCGUCAUACAAGGUUUCUUUUGAUGCUAGUCUGCAGUUGAAAAUUUGUUUGUAUGUAGUAGCAAAUAAUUCUCAUGAUGAUUUCUUAAGUAAAGAUCAUUUUUUUUCCUA
This is a messenger RNA of Musa acuminata subsp. malaccensis (wild Malaysian banana), 2151 nucleotides long. RefSeq names its product shaggy-related protein kinase alpha. NCBI's taxonomy places the organism in Eukaryota, Viridiplantae, Streptophyta, Magnoliopsida, Zingiberales, Musaceae. The record is from RefSeq and is a predicted model, not a curated record. Gene Ontology annotation, biological process: protein phosphorylation; signal transduction. Gene Ontology annotation, molecular function: ATP binding; protein serine/threonine kinase activity. Gene Ontology annotation, cellular component: cytoplasm.